Solea senegalensis (Senegalese sole) is the source of this 5047-nucleotide messenger RNA. Its product is annotated as cyclin-dependent kinase 16-like. The coding region runs from base 1387 to 2925 and encodes 512 amino acids. Gene Ontology annotation, molecular function: protein kinase activity; ATP binding. The record is from RefSeq and is a predicted model, not a curated record. Gene Ontology annotation, biological process: neuron projection development; exocytosis; protein phosphorylation. Gene Ontology annotation, cellular component: nucleus; synaptic vesicle; cytoplasm. The transcript has 17 exons. NCBI's taxonomy places the organism in Eukaryota, Metazoa, Chordata, Actinopteri, Pleuronectiformes, Soleidae.
AGUUUCAGGCAGUGUUUGUUGUGUCUAAGGCCCCGUUCACACGAGGGCGCUUGCAGGUAAAAACUACAAAAUAUUUUAUCAGAAGUGCCUUUCGUUUAGACGGUGACGGCUUUUUUGGGGCUUAGAAACGCAAACAUCUGAAACCACCCUCCAGAGUGGAAAACUUGAAUACGCUCCGCCGUAUCGUCUCUGUCUACACUGGCAAGAUGCAAAACUCUGCUCAGAUCUGCUCACGUCGCGUAAGUGUUUACGUCACAUAUAUGCACCAGUACAGGGAAAUAAACAAACAUGUUGGAUUAUUUCCAUGGGACGGACCUUCAAGCUGCUCUGGCAGCUCUAAUAAACGUACAGGAGUCUUUCCACGAAAAGUGCAGGAUAUGUGCAGAUAAUAUUACUGAACAGAGAAGGAUCUGUAAUCUGUUUAGCUUUUUGAGGAGAGGAAAGAAGAUUCUGCGCAUGCGCUUAUACAUGGCGGUGUUGUGUGAUAGUGUAUCACAGCACCACAUAGCCGCCUGGCAUGCAUACCCAGUCGAAUUAUUAUAUCUCUUCGAGUGAAGAGAAAGGACCUUUUUUCCAAAUCUGGAGCAGAUCACUACUACUACUACUACUACAACACAGUACUGCAAUACUGCAAAUAUACUGUACAACCAUUCUUACAGGCCAGAAAACAGCAGUACUACUACUACACAGUACUAAUACUGAAAAUAUAAUAUAAUGUACAAGCCAGAAAACAGCAGUACUAAUACUACAUAGUACUACUGCAAAUAUACUGUACUGUACAACCACACCAUCAGGCUGGGUACUACUAGUACUACACAGUACUAAUACUGCUUACUGUACAAUCCUGCUAACAGAUAAUACUCAGUAUGACUACUACUAAACAGUGCUGAUACAGUAAAUAUACAACAAUGGCUACCCAAAGAUACGUUUGGGUCCAUGGUUUUUUCCGACUUCCGGUUCCCGACUUUGAACGCAUCGUUAUUCUGAAGCUACGAAAACAAACCGUUUAAAUUUUACUUUAUAAAUAAAUUAGUUGAUUUUACAUUUUAUAUUUAACGGUUAACAAUAAUAACGCUAACAUUUAUUUAGUACUAACUUGAACAUUGAACAGUCUGCGGUUGGCGCGCUUGUCGGGAACGCCGUGCUGUGACGUCAGUGACGGUGGGCGUCUCCACCAAGACGCACCGAAGGGGCGGGGCCGAGCAACAGCAGCAGCAACAUGGCGGCAGAUUACUGGGAGCCACAGAGAACCGAGAUUCUGUCAGACUGAACCGAGCCGCUGGAAACCCGGAACAGACCGGGUCAACGAGUCCCGGUGUGCCCUCCAGGCUGGCGGCCCAACCCACCUUGGCGUCACGCCCCCCUCUGCCUCCCCGCCCUCCCCUGAUGGAGAGGAUGAGGAAGAUCAAGCGGCAGCUGUCGCUCACUCUCGGGAGGGGCGGGGCUGGGGAAGGGGACAGAACAGUGAGUGACACCAUCAACCAGGAAGUGACAUCACACAGUGAUUCAGAGGUGUCUGUCCGCUCGUCAGGAGGUUUGAAGGCUCGGUCUUCGUCUUCGUCUCUUCAGUCUCUUCUUCAGUCGUACAGAAAACCACGAGCACUUGGACGAAGUCUGAGCUCGUACCUCAACCACACUAACAGGCUAGAAAUCGUCCAUGAGGACAUGAAGAUGAGCUCAGACGGAGAAAGUGACGCAGCGUCUUCAUCAGACGACGUCCAGAGUCCAGUGAGAGUCCGACUGAGGAACAAGAAGAUUUCUACUGAGGACAUAAACAAGCGCCUCUCGUUACCUGCUGACAUCCGUCUUCCUGACGAUUACCUGGAGAAGUUUAACGUGAUUGGUCCGUCUUUGUUUGAGCAGCCAAUCAGCAGGCGUCUCCGCAGAGUGUCUCUGUCAGAAAUUGGUUUUGGGAAACUGGAAACUUACAUCAAACUGGACAAACUGGGAGAGGGAACGUAUGCCACAGUGUACAAAGGUCGCAGUAAACUGACGGAGAACCUGGUGGCGCUGAAGGAAAUUCGACUGGAACAUGAAGAAGGAGCUCCGUGCACGGCCAUCAGAGAAGUGUCUCUGUUGAAGGAUCUGAAACACGCCAACAUCGUCACGCUUCAUGACAUCAUCCACACGCAGAAGUCACUCACACUGGUGUUUGAAUACCUGGACAAAGAUCUUAAACAGUACCUGGACGACUGUGGAAACAUGAUCCAUGUUCACAAUGUCAAACUGUUUCUGUUUCAGCUGCUUCGAGGUCUGUCAUACUGUCACCGCAGGAAAGUCCUGCACCGAGACCUGAAACCCCAGAACCUGCUCAUCAACGAACGAGGAGAACUGAAGCUGGCUGACUUUGGUUUGGCUCGAGCUAAGUCGAUCCCGACAAAGACGUACUCUAACGAGGUGGUGACGCUGUGGUAUCGACCGCCGGACAUUCUCCUGGGCAGCACUGACUAUUCUACUCACAUCGACAUGUGGGGCGUGGGCUGUAUCUUCUAUGAGAUGGCGACGGGUCGUCCUCUGUUUCCUGGUUCCACGGUGGAGGAGGAGCUUCACUUCAUCUUCAAACUGCUUGGAACACCGACAGAGCGUACGUGGCCGGGGAUCACUGCAAACGACGAGUUUGUGUCAUACAGUUACCCUCAGUACAGAGCAGAAACGCUGAGUCACCACACGCCCAGGCUCAGCAGUGAAGGAGUGGAAUUGUUGUCAAAGUUCUUAAAGUUUGAAGGAAAGAAGAGAGUCUCUGCGGACGAGUCACUUCAUCAUCGUUACUUCAGUAACCUUGGAAACAGAGUAAAGUCACUUCCUGACACCACUUCUAUCUUCAGUCUGCCAGAGAUUCACCUGGAGAAAGAAACUGUGAGAGUGACGGCGGCAACACCUGAGCCAGCAAAUAGCCAAAACAGGAGGCGGAGUCUUCUCUUCUGACAUCACUGUAGGGGGCGGGUCUUCUGCAGGACAACAGCAAACUGGAAAAAAUGGCUCUUUUAUUUUUGUGGAUUAAAAGUUAAACAUUUUAAAAGAAGAAGGAGCUGCGUCUGUCUGACCAAUCAGAAGAUCCGACACAUGAACGCUUGAUGGAGUGAAUUCUGUCUUCCAUUUUACUGCACAGACACCAGUGAUGUCAUCGAUGACAUCACAGUCGGCUGUGAGGCUAAUGCUGCACGUUUUUAAACAAAACCGGAAGAAACAGAUCAAUACCUGGAAAAAAAGGACACCUGUUUCAUCAACACACCAAUCAGUCAAUCAAUACGUCCGCCCAUACAGUCCAACAUUUAUAAAACUAAUGCUAACCUUACACUGAACACUACAUGACUGUUAAGAGACUUUCACCCAGGUCAAAGGUCACAUGUGAUGGGGAGAUUUUUUGUUUGUUUUGUUAGCGUUAGCUCACUAGUGUUCAUGUGAGCAAGAAGUUAAAGGAAAUUAGCCUGAAACACGCAACCUCAUCUUUGACUGACUUAAUGAGACGGCCAUGUUUGUUAAAAUGUGUUUUAUUUUGAAAGAAUGGAAGAUGGUCCUGCUUGUGUCCUGUUUGUGUGGGACAUGGAGUCUUCUGUUAGCAUGUGUACAGUAGUACACUACUGUAUACAUGCUAACAGUAAUGUACUACUGUAUACAAGUUAACAGUAGUGUACAACUGUAUACAUGCUAACAGUAAUGUACUACUGUAUACAAGCUAACAGUAGUGUACAACUGUAUACAUGCUAACAGUAAUGUACUACUGUAUACAAGCUAACAGUAGUGUACAACUGUAUACAUGCUAACAGUAGUACACUACUGUGCACAUGCUACAUGUAUGCAGGAACCAUCUGUUAGCAUGUAUGCAUUAGUAUACUACUGUUAGCAUGCAUACAGGAGCCCUCUGUUAGCAUACCAUAGUGCACUACCGUUAGCAUGUAUACUGCUAAUAGCUAUACAAUAUUUAACCGUUAAGGCUGUAAACGGUAGUGUACUACUGUUAGCGUGUAUGCAGUAGCCUUCCGUUAGCAUAUGUACAGUGGCAAGCUAUUGUUAGCUGUGCUGUACGCCACUGUUAGCGCGUAAACAGUAUUACUGUUAGAGUUUAUCUUCAAUUGUUCGCUGUUGGGGUCGGGAUUUGUCAGUUUACCUAGCGUGUGUACGCUACUGCUGUUAACAGUUAGCGUGGAUUAGCAUGUACAGAGUGAGCGUUUGUUUAUCUGUAAACGUUAUUUACGUCAUUUUCUUUUUAUAACAAGUUAAUUUAUUGUUAUUAUCUUUUAGUUUUGUCAUCAUUUUUGUAGGUUUUUGGUUUUUUUGUAUUUUUCAAGUUGGGUUUUAAUAUUUUUCAAAGUAAAAGUUUCUGAUGUGAAUAAACAUUAGCAAUAUUAAAAUACGGAGGAGAAAACAAUAACAGUGUUAAAUGUUUGUACGAGAUGCUUGAAAUAUUUCACAUAUUUAAGACUUUUUCUUUUUUCUUCUUGACGCUGAUCGACACAACAAAAUUAACGAUUUUUACAGAAAAACCAAACAAAAAAUGUGUAAUAUUUAGAAUAAUUAAAGAGGGAAAAAAUAUUUUCUGUUGAUCAUCGUUGUGAAGCGCUCUUUUGUUGAAGGACGUGAUGUCACUGAGGGGGCGGGGUCACAGUGUUGGGUGAAUGUAUUGAGUUCCUGUGAAACUGAUCAGCUGAUCGCCAUUAAUGUGAAGUGACUGUAAAUAUUUGUCAACACUGAUUCAAGAAGCAAAUAUUUAGAGAACAACUUUAAUGAAUAAUAACUUUGAGGUGUUAUCGUAUUUAUCACAUUUGUCUCUUUCAGAAUAAAACAGACGCUUGUUUGUUUUAUGGAUCCUGAUGCUGAUUGUUUUUUUUUCUUGAUUAUGUAAAUGAACGUAUAUGCUUUGUUUACAUACCAAAGUUAUUCGCAAUAUGAAACUGCACUGCAUGAUGGGAAUUUUCCUCCACAUGACUUCCAUGCAUAUUUCUUUUCCUUCCACCUGCGACGUGAUGAGCAGAGAGUUUAUCCUGUAACUGUUUACUACACGUAUACAAACCACACUAUGAAUAAACAGUAAAGUUAUUUAUUAGCA